Molecule: messenger RNA, 4311 nt
Organism: Chrysemys picta bellii (western painted turtle)
Lineage: Eukaryota; Metazoa; Chordata; Testudines; Emydidae
Gene: CTSD
Product: cathepsin D
Biological process (GO): proteolysis
Cellular component (GO): lysosome
Molecular function (GO): aspartic-type endopeptidase activity
Source: RefSeq, a predicted model, not a curated record
GCCCGUCAGCUGAUCCCAAAGUCACAGGAUUCCAUGCUCAGUCAUCCCCUGCCCUGGAUAACAGAGGGUGUGGGAAGGCAGUGGCGCACGGAUAAGGCUUGCAGCAGCCAUCACGCCGGGAGCCAGCUCCGCAGCAGCCAUGGGGCUCCGCGCCUUUAUCCUGCUCCUGGCCCUUGUGGUCCCAUGCUCGGCGCUGAUCAGAAUCCCACUGACUAAGUUCCCCUCAGUGCGCCGCAUCCUAAAUGAAGCCGGAAGUGAAAUCCCUGAUCUGAAUGCAAUGGGCGAAUUCCUGAAAUACAAGCUGGGCGUGCCUGGCGUAGGGGAGCCCACCCCAGAGACCCUGAAGAACUACAUGGAUGCUCAGUACUACGGAGAGAUUAGCAUUGGGACGCCACCGCAAAAGUUCACCGUGGUCUUUGACACUGGAUCGUCCAAUCUCUGGGUGCCCUCUGUCCAUUGCAACCUCCUGGACAUCGCCUGCUUGAUCCAUCACAAAUACGACUCCUCCAAAUCCAGUACCUACCAGAAGAACGGCACAGCUUUCGCCAUCCAUUAUGGAACCGGGAGCCUGUCUGGAUACCUCAGCCAGGAUGCUGUGGGGAUUGGUGACUUAGUUGUCAAGGACCAGAUCUUUGGUGAAGCAACCAAGCAACCUGGCAUAACCUUCAUCGCUGCCAAGUUCGACGGCAUUAUGGGCAUGGCCUUCCCGAAGAUCUCUGUGGAUAAAGUCACACCCUUCUUCGAUAACGUCAUUCAGCAGAAGCUGGUGGACAAGAACAUCUUUUCCUUCUACCUCAACAGGGACCCAUCAGCUCAGCCUGGAGGGGAGCUGCUGCUGGGAGGGACUGACCCCAAGUAUUAUACCGGAGACUUCAACUGGGUGAAUGUCACACGCAAGGCAUACUGGCAGGUCAAAAUGGAUGAACUGGAUGUUGCCAAUGGCCUGACCCUGUGCAAAGGGGGCUGUGAAGCUAUUGUGGACACAGGAACCUCGCUCAUUACAGGGCCAACGAAGGAGGUGAAGGCGCUGCAGGCUGCCAUCGGGGCUAAGCCGCUCAUCAAAGGACAGUACGUGAUCCCCUGCGAUAAAGUGUCGUCCCUUCCCGUCGUCACUCUCAUGCUAGGAGGAAAGCCCUAUGAGCUCACCGGAGAACAGUACAUCUUCAAGAUUUCUGUACAGGGAGAGACCAUCUGCCUGAGUGGAUUUUCAGCCCUGGACAUCCCACCUCCCGGGGGCCCACUGUGGAUCCUGGGAGACGUGUUCAUUGGCCCCUACUACACAGUGUUUGACCGUGAUAAUGACUCUGUUGGCUUUGCCAAGUGUGUCUGAGCGCCUGCCCCACCACCCCUGCCACACACGCACUGUAGAGAGUGAGUCCCAGGAUUAAGAAGCAAAUGAGGAAAUAAAAGAAAUGGAAAUAGAUUUAAAAUUAAAAAGGAAGCAAUAUUAGUGCCCUCUUAAUGACCCUUUGCCAUCUCUUGAAUAAGUGAUAAUCAGAGAGCUCUAGCGGAUCAUUCAAUCUAGAGCAGCCCCCGCCUUGUUAGAUCUUCCAGCUCCAUUUUAAAUAUUAGCAAAUGAAGUCAUGACUCCAAGCACCCGCCUCGCAAAUAGGAGAGCUAGCUCAUGAGAUCCAUGUGAUGAUUCCACUCCUCCUGCAGAGAACCUACAUUGGUAAUGGUCAUUAGAUUCACUGUUAUACUGGGAGGGGAUGAGGGGGUUAUAUAUGUACAUGCAGAAAACUUUCUCCUUACUCCUCUUCUCUAACCAAUGACAGGGUGGGGAAGCUUAGUCUGGCGGCUCUCAAUGUGCUUCCUUGUGAGACUGAUUUCUCUUGUGGAGCUGAGGAGGGUGAUCGAGAGAUUGCCGCAUGAGCCAUCCCUUAAAAUACACAAGGGAAGGCUUAGGAUCAAAACACAUUAGCCGAGUUUCUUGUGUCGUGGCAGCACAAUGGGAGCACUUGGUGUGGUGUGACCAUCUCUAUUGACGUGUCUCACUGGGCAGGGAUGACAAGAGGGGCUCCAGCCAGUAGAACCCUCAGGGAGCAGAAACAGGAAGGGGACCGUGGUAGGAUUUGAUAAUGGUCUUUGAGUUCAUGUCCACUUAAGGCUGAGCAAACCAGUUCAGAUAAAAUAAGAGAUGACCCAAACUUCUUACGUUUGAAAUAGUUUUGUUGGUUGGGGUUUUUUUUCUUAAAGUUCUACAGUUUGGGAAAAUUUGUCAAGAGCUAUUGAGCUGAGAGCUAAUUUUUUUUUUUUAAAGCAUUUAAGUUACCUAGAAGCCCUAGGUCCUACUGACAGUCAAUGGGGUUUAGGUGCUUUCAAGUCACUUAGCUGCUUUUGAAGAUUUUACUCGUGGUAUUUUUGAUCUGAUCAAACCAGAGACUAUUGGCAGUCAAUCAAGAGACUUGCAAGACUUCCAGAGGUUUGGGGAAGCAUCUCAAGUUCCAGGUGCUUCUCUUUACCAAACCUCUGAGCCUUUGGAAGCCAAUUCAUCUCUACUCUACACUCCCUAUUCCGAACCCUAGCUUACUUUUCUCAUUCAAAACCAGGUAAAUGCACACCGUGCUAUACAAAUAUAGAGUGAGGCGCAUUGCCUGCUCUGGAGAGCUUACAGUCAAUGGUCAUGCGCGCAGACCCACACACUCCCAGGCAAGAGCCAGCAACUACGUAUGCAAAACUGUUCACCCUGUCGGGCCCUUACACAAGACAAACAUGGGGCAGCAGUCCAGGGGAGGGACUGCAAGUCGUGAUUGGUGGACAGAUGGGGGAUAAAGUGGGUUUUAAGUAGGGUGUUGAGGAAGUGGGAGAGAGUGAGCUUGGUAGAGUUAUCAAGGCUUUGAGCCAAAGCCCACUGAAGUAAACAGAGACACUCCCGUGGGCUUUGGCUUGGGCCCCCAAGUGUAUAAUGCAGCACGAGCGAUGGCACAACACGGAGGGUGAAAAAGAAAAGUCAAAGAUGCAGAUCGUGCCCUGGUGUGAGCCAGCAUAACACCAACAGUAGCAGUAAGGUGAGAGGAGUGGGAGUAAUGUAUGCAUGAAAUAGGAGCCCACUGAAGUCAAUUGGAAUUUUGCCACUGACUUUAGUGGAGCCAGGAUUUUGCCAGGUAGUGAGAGCAGUAAUGUGCCUGGGGGCAUAUAGGAGGCCAGUCACACUAGGGAGCAUACACACUUUUCCCCAGGCCCAAGCCAACAUUGAGCGUGCCGUCGGGGGAGAGAAAAGGACUGCCAGUUAAUCCGGAUGUUCAGGGAGAAUGGGAAGGAGAGGAGCUAAAACGAGUCACAUCACAGCAGCCUGCUGAGCGCCACCCUUUUCCAGUCCAUUGCACCUGUGAGGAGUUUGCUAACGUUGACUCGGGCUUUAAUAACAACCUCUGCUGCUCAGACUGGGCCGGAUUUCGUUUGGCGUACUUAAUGCUUACAAUCAUUACUCUUACUCAGGCCCCUGGAAGGGGCUGCCUGAGGCAGCUGUGACUGGUGUGAAUGUAGGCGCUCUAAUAGACGCGUCGGUCUGCACAGCCCCAGGAAUGAUAAAUACGCUGUUCCCACCGUAGCCUGCUGUCUGUGCCCACUCUUCAGCUGCUGCCUCGGAUUGGAAGCUGAAGGCAUCUGUUACAGCCUAAAGACCUGGCUGGAGAACAAUGGUGUAUUCCCAAAACCCAUCAAACACAGAUACUCAGCUGCCCUCCAGAGAGUCCCAUUUGCAAAUUGAUCAAGUGCCCAGAGCUCUUUAAAGUUUUGCUAAAUUCUUUCUCAGCUGAAGAAUUUAUCCCAUACAGUGAUUUAAACGUAGAACUUUUCUUAGAUGCCCAUUACUUAGAUUUGGUGGAAGGUAAAACUCUAGCAGGGAAUUGACUGUAAGCUUAGAUUUUAUUAAGGAUCUAUUUUUAACCCCUUCCAAAACAGGCACAGGAUAUUCUAUGAAGGAGCUAUUGUACAGUAAUUGCUGUUAAACAUAUAAUGCCCUAUAUUGUACAUUCUGUAGCAUCUCACUGGUAACACGGGGCCAAUUUCUGUCGUCAGACAUGCAGGACGUUUAUAUCUGAGGGAAGAAUUUGGUCCAUAGUGAUGCCCUAAAAGACACAUCUCAUGACAGGCUGGGGGAGCAGUUUAUUUGACAUAACACAUUUGCAAUGCAAAGAUUGUGCUGCUUCUGAAAUCAGACUCUUCCCCUUGUUGUUUUACUUGUGUUUUUCAAACAGAGCUUGAAAUACUGUUUGACUUUCUUUUCUGGGCAAUAUGAUUUGCUGUCAGAAUUACUGUCUCUCAUUUUAUUAUAGAAAAUUGAAAUGAAAACAUCUUUUCUCCCCUUUA